GCGCGAGCCCGAGGUGGGAGCGCGAGCCCGAGGUGGGAGCGCGAGCAGCGGGAGAGCGGCAGCAGCGGCGGCAACGGGCAGCGCAGAAGCUCUUCUGCCAAGUGGAUUUGAUUGUUUUCACUGACGUAUUAACUGGAGAAUGAAGUGCCAUAGCCGAGAGGCUCCAACCACUGCCAUUGUCACUAACAUCACAGGUAAAGGACGCUGCUCCAUUCAGGCACUGCCAUUGUGUUGGCUGUUUAUUAUUUGGCUUUGUUUGUGUCAGGCAUCUGGCCCACACAUCACAGGAGCUGCAGCAGUUGAGAAGAGAGAACUGACUCCCUCCUACAGAUCAAUAGGAAUAUUGGAAAUCCAUUAACCAAAGAAAACUUCAUGAUAGCUAAUUGUUGGCUUCCAAAGCUUUCUCCAUCUAGUCCGUUCCACAUAUUUGAUGAUGUCAAGCUCAGGUCCAGAAAGGGGCUAUGCAGAAGACCCAGAGAUGGAUAAAGUGGCAGAGCUUCAGCAGGAGCACCUGGCACAACAGGUAGCUGCUGUGCAGGUGUCUGAGGAUCCCUCUUUGAGGCAUGUUGGGACGGCAUGCCAGAGCACUGGGGUCAAGGACUCAGACCAGUCAAAUGCUAAAGGAGGCGCACAUACCAAUGGAGUAAAUGAGGACAACACCAGAACUUAUAAGAGUGUAAGCAGCGUGACAAAGAAGAUAGCCUCGCGGCCUAAACUCUCUAGCAGGAAGCUUUCUCUUCAAGAACGUUCGUCGGGAAAUGCUCUCUCAGCCAGUGGUGUCCUACCGAGCUAUGGUGCCUAUUCAACUGGGCCAUUGCCAUCUGCAAGACGGCCAACUGUUGAGUCCAGCCGGAUCAAUAUGGUCAACUGCCAGGAUUCCACACAGCUGAACCAAUACAAGCUGAAGACUGAGAUUGGAAAGGGCUCCUAUGGUGUUGUGAAGCUGGCCUACAAUGAAAACGAUGACAAGCAUUAUGCCAUGAAGGUACUUUCUAAAAAGAAGCUGAUGAAGCAGUAUGGAUUUCCACGUCGUCCUCCUCCCCGGGGAUCAAAGCCCCCAUCUGCUGAACAGUCAAAGGCCCCCGCGCCUCUGGAGAGGGUCUAUCAGGAAAUAGCCAUACUGAAGAAACUGGACCACCCCAACAUUGUCAAGCUGGUAGAGGUUCUGGAUGACCCCACUGAAGACCAUCUACACAUGGUAUUUGAACUCAUGAGUAAAGGGCCUGUGAUGGAGGUACCGACAGAUAACCCAUUCUCAGAGGAACAGGCACAUUUUUACUUUAGAGAUAUCAUCUUGGGCAUUGAAUACCUACACUACCAGAAGAUCAUUCAUCGAGACAUCAAACCUUCAAAUCUGCUCCUGGGAGAUGAUGGCCAUAUUAAAAUUGCUGACUUUGGAGUAAGUAACCAGUUUGAGGGGAACGAUGCUUUGCUGUCCAGUUCAGCUGGGACUCCAGCAUUCAUGGCACCAGAGACACUCUCAGAGACCAGGAAGAGCUUUCAUGGGAAGGCUUUGGAUGUCUGGGCCAUUGGUGUCACCUUGUAUUGCCUGGUCUUUGGCAAGUGUCCCUUUAUAGAUGAAUAUAUCCUGGCACUUCAUGCCAAAAUUAAGAACUGGCCUGUGGAAUUUCCAGAAAAACCAGAAAUCAGUGAAGAGCUGAAGGAUUUGCUUCUUCGGAUGUUGGAUAAGAAUCCUGACACCAGGAUUACAGUUCCACAGAUAAAGCUGCAUCAAUGGGUAACAAAGAAUGGGACCGAUCCUCUUCCACUGGAGGAGGAACAUUGCAGUAUGGUUGAAGUGACUGAAGAGGAGGUGAUGAAUUCUGUCAAGUUAAUUUCCAGCCUCUCAACUGUGAUUUUGGUGAAGGCCAUGUUAAGGAAACGCUCUUUUGGAAACCCGUUUGAGUUUCAGAGCAGGAAGGAGGGGAGGUCCAUGUCGGCACCAGGAAACCUUCUCAUGGACAAGACUAUGUUUCUGAAUUCCUCAAAAAGGCAUCCUUCAUUAAGAAAGGAGAGCAAUGGGGACACAGGGAAGGAGAUGGACCUGCCAGAUGUUUGCGAGGAUGAAGCAAUUUCCUGAGUGCCCUGAGCAUGUGCAUGCUGUGUUCGGUCUGUUGCACCCUGCUAUUUGACCUAUCUUUGCUCAGCUCACGAAAAAUCACUUCCACCUGUAAGUGUCAUUCCUCAUGGCUGUCACCAACGAAAGCAUCUGAGGAGAAGAAGAGAGAUUCACGCCAUCCAGCCCAUGUCGACAUAAUAAGACCACAGAGAAAUACUUUGGAUUCCUGCUUUACAGAUUGCCUUGCCAAGCAAAACAUCAGAUAGGGUUUGUAGAUAGGAAGUUUGUAAUGUCAAAGAUGAAACUGUUUAUUAUCCAAUCAAUCCAUCAUUGCCCAUUUGUCAUGUGAGCUAUUGUUGGGCUUUGUUUGGCUGCUGGAUUCCAACCACAAAUGACCAUGUUUGAUACAUCUGCAUUGAACCAUUCAGUGGGUCUUCAGGUACUUUCACUGUAGUGAAGAAUAACAUGGAAACUUGGUUUGGAUAGACUGUGCAAUUUGUCAUUUACCAACCGACAUGUAUCAACUGUGUGUCGUAAACCUUGUGGUCUUAUGUAACAGAAAUGCAGACAUUUCCCUUUAUUCCCUGCAGACUAAUGCACUACUGGCAGGGCACUUCAGAGCUGUGGUAUUUAACAUUCCAAAGAUUAAUGUCUCUGAAGUCACUCUUUAAUUAAUAAUGUAUAACAUUAGUGAUUAACCAAGCAAGCAUCAUGGUAACAUGUAAAUGGUCAUAAAUAAGUUAGUUUUUUAAUUAUUUUGCUUGUUCAGUGAUUGAUUGACACCAUUCCCUGCUCUCUCACUUAGGGCUACAUAUCUGCAAAAGGUAGACAUUUCAGUCAUGAUAAUCAGUAGGGUUUGGGGCCUAUUAGUUAAUCCAGGGUUGUGCAAUCACUUAUCCCGUCAGAGUUCAAGGGCUCAUGUGGAGAAGCCUGUAAUUCUUCAUUUUAUCAUGGAAUGUUGGUCCAUCCCUAGUUUCCCCUUGUAUUGAGUGGCAUGCUAAGCCCAUUUCAGAGGGCAAUUCAGAGUCAACCACAGAGUUUUCAGCUGUAUGGAGUCACAUGCCAUAAUAGUCACAUGGGAAACAAGCAUGUAGUGUACAGGCACACAACAUACAAUAUGCAUCUAUGACAAGUUUACAAUCACACAACAUGCAGUAAUGUGGCAUACAGUCACCAGUCCUAAAGCAUGGGCUCAUGAGGUUUGCAGGAAUAGCAUAUGGUCGCAGAGCGCAGUAUCACACCAUACAGCUAUACAAUUUACAAUCACACAACAUAAAAGAGUUUACAGUUUUCUGCCACACAGUUUACAAUUAGACAUUUUGCACUUAGUACAUCUUAUUGUAACACAGUUUAUA
Molecule: messenger RNA, 3414 nt
Organism: Hemiscyllium ocellatum (epaulette shark)
Lineage: Eukaryota; Metazoa; Chordata; Chondrichthyes; Orectolobiformes; Hemiscylliidae
Gene: camkk1a
Product: calcium/calmodulin-dependent protein kinase kinase 1, alpha a
Exons: 18
Coding region: 431-2080 (549 amino acids)
Biological process (GO): CAMKK-AMPK signaling cascade; protein phosphorylation; activation of protein kinase activity
Molecular function (GO): protein kinase activity; ATP binding
Source: RefSeq, a predicted model, not a curated record